Stylophora pistillata is the source of this 1558-nucleotide messenger RNA. RefSeq names its product cyclin-dependent kinase-like 4. NCBI's taxonomy places the organism in Eukaryota, Metazoa, Cnidaria, Anthozoa, Scleractinia, Pocilloporidae. Gene Ontology annotation, biological process: protein phosphorylation. The record is from RefSeq and is a predicted model, not a curated record. Gene Ontology annotation, molecular function: protein serine/threonine kinase activity; ATP binding. Gene Ontology annotation, cellular component: nucleus.
UGUUGAUGAAAAGCUUGUCAAAAGGAUCACUUACCAGACACUCCAAGCUGUCAGCUUUUGUCAUUCACACAAUUGUAUUCACAGAGAUGUAAAACCAGAGAAUAUUUUAAUAACAAAGGAUGGGGUUAUAAAGCUGUGCGACUUUGGAUUUGCCAGAAUGUUGACUAAAAAUGAUGAAUAUACAGACUAUGUUGCUACCCGCUGGUAUCGUGCCCCAGAGCUUCUGGUUGGUGAUGUCUAUUACAGCUUUCCAGUUGAUGUGUGGGCCAUUGGCUGUGUGUUUGCAGAGCUUAUCAGCGGCCAGCCAUUGUGGCCAGGCAGAUCUGAUCUAGAUCAGUUAUACUUGAUCAGAAAGACGUUAGGUGAUCUCACAGAGAAUCAAAAGAAGAUCUUUAAAGCGAAUCAGUUUUACCGCGGGUUAGCCAUUCCAGAGCCUCAAGAAAUGGAUCCUUUAGAGUCGAAAUUCAAACAACCUCAAGCUUUGAGUUUCAUGAAGUGUUGUUUUGCAAUGGAACCGAGUCACAGACAUUCCUGCGACGAACUCCUGAAGCACGAUUAUUUCAAUGAUUACGAACCGAUGAAGGCACCUCCUGCCGUUAAGACGAGAAAAACGCGGCUCCGAAACAAACCACAGCUAGAUAAUGAACCCGCAUCACAUCACCUACCCCAACUCGCUACUGAUUCGCCCGCGCCAGACAGAACAGAUAAAGGCAAAGAUAAGACGAAACUGAGCAAGUUGGAUCACCUUCCCUCUAUCUAACUAUAAAUUUGUUUUUAACAAUGUUAUAAAUUCAUUAAUAAUAACAUUAUAGUAAUGUAUUCAUAAUGUAUAGGUAACAUACACGUAUGGUUUGCCGGGGUUUUGUAGCGGGGGAGGGGAAAUAUAACGGUACAUAUGUUCCCCCCUGUAAAAAAAAAAAAUUAAAAAUAAGGAAAAAGGGGUAUUUUAUUGUUAAACAUAAACUGGGAUUUCUUCGAAUGCCCUAAUAACGUGCAUGUUCUGCAGUUUCCGUCGUAUUUUUAGGGAGUAUUGCGUGACAUCAUGAAGAACCGCUGUGCAGGAGAUUAAUUGCUCACACGAAGCCACAUUUUGCGGUAAUAGGCUGCGUCAGAAAUCAUCGCCACCUUUAUUUGUUUCAGGAAUAUUAAGCUAAGGAAAUGGUCUGCACACUGCAAAAUAUGUACGCGCGGUCGUUUAGGUUAAGUAAUGAAAUAUUCUAUGCAGUCAAGUUUUUUGCUCUGUAUUUAUAUCUAUACUAAAUUAUUGUUAAGGGGUCCACCUUUAGGAUAAUUCUCGAAUAUGGUCCAGUGAAUCUAAAUUUAUGGGAAAGGAUCUGUAAAAUGUGAGGCAAUGACUCCUGUAGUUUCUUUUGAAUUUUGAGUGAGAAACUGUCUCUGUUCUGUUCUGGAAUAUUAACUGAAUUCUUCAAGCAAAUUGCGUGACUUGCAAUUCUGAGGGCUUCCUGUAAGUUGAGGCAGUUGGCGUGGCAUGUUGUAACCGUCGCUAUGAAAAUAUUUGUAGAAAUUUAAUUAAAAAUGACAUGUCAUGUUUGAUUCA